AUGAUUAACACAUCAACUACCGCAGCAACUAUAGCUAAUAACUCAUUUUAGCAUUAGAGCUAAGCUAUGGACCCUAAUCAGUCCUACUCUGAUGACUAAUCGAUGACUAUAGAUUUCAUAGAAAGACUUAGAUAUCAUUAAUUGGAGUAAGCCAGGAAAAUCAUAGAAAAGUAAAAUCAAGAGAAAAUUAAGUUAGUGUAGGUUCUGAAAUAAACAAGAAAUUAGUUAACUGAGGCAAAUUAAAAAGAGCCUGAGGCUAUUAUUGCUCCUGAAAAGUGUGAUGGAGAAACUCAAACAGAGAGCUAAGUUGUCUAGAGAGAAAAUUUAUCAAUAAUUCCUCCACAAUAUAGCUAUAGAUCUCAUGAGUCUGUUGAUAACAUUAGCAAUUCAACUAAAAUUGUGAAGGUUGUGAAUACCCCUACUGAAACAUUGAGACCGUUUAGGAAGUUGAAUAACAUCUUUGAUAAUAUCAAUAACACUGAAACUGAGCUGACAAAGUUGCUAAGAGAGAAAUAGUACAAAUUACAUUUUGAGAGGCAAGCUAAUGAGAUAUUAGGAGGGAGCGACUCUAACAAUAAUUCACCGAAUGAGAUAGACGACUGUACACCCGAAUUCGAUGAAUCGAAAUCUUCUAAUAACAUGAAAGAUGAGACUUCAUUAUAAUUCACAAAUAACUAGUUUACCGAGCAGUGUCCCUCAUUCUUCACUACCUCUAUUUAAAGGAUAUAAUCUGUUUCUACAAGCAAAAAUCUUUAAUCUGAGGAGUAUAAAAGUGGUGAAAGGCUGUAUAAGCUACCAAAUGGUGCUAAUUCAAGAUAGAAUACAAUCAAGAUCGAGCCUUUUCAAGAAUGUUAUUAGUUAACUUUCUAGAGUGGGAGCGACAAAGAGAAUAAGAACUUGCAAGAAUCCUAUCCACUAUAAGUAUCCUAAAAAAGUAAUAGCAAAUAAUUAAACUAAGACAGUCUAAAGCCAAAGUAAAGGAUAUCAGUCCCGCCCUUGCCGAAAGAUCAUCAACUGUUUAUCAACUCUUAAGUUGCCCAAAUAAAGCCGCAGGAGUUAUUCAGAAAUAGGAACGACAAAUAAGUUCUUCAAUAAAAAGCAAAAACUUAUUAGGAUUCCCCUUAACCUCUUAACACUAAUCGCACAAGCACAACUAUUGUUCAUCAAGAGGAGAUUCAUUCCAAUAAAUUUUGGAUUAACUAAAAAGGAAAGUCAAUGAAAAGAGAAAAGUUCCUCUUAGACUAGACUAAGCAAGAUCACUAAUAAAUUAGGGAAUUAGAAUUGAUGAAUCUAAAACUCCAAAAAGAGCUAAAAUAAAAACAGAACAUUUUAGAUGAUCUUCAUAUUUAACAAUAAUGUUAACAGGUAGCUUAAUAAAAAAGAAACUGCAGAAGUUCUCUUGCAACAUUAGCCUAGUCUUAUCAUGAGAUUAAUAUGAAUACCUUUAAUGAUGAAUACUAUUCAUCAAAUAAUAAUCCUUGCAGAUCCUACAUCCAAACUGAUAAGUAAGGAUUAGAUUUGGACGACUCAAGAAGAGUUAGGAAAUACGAAAGUCCAUAAAGAGACAAUUAUGAUUACAGAUAGGCUGAGGAUGAGUCUCACUAAGCUUAGGAUGAUUCAAUGAAAGGAUAAUAUGAAAACUUUAUUUAGGACUUUAGUAUCAAUGAGGAAAAUUUAAGAAGAGAUAGACAAAAUAGAAUUAGAGCCAAAGCAAGCAUUUUAGAUUAAUCGAAACAUCAUGAAAAGAGUAGCAUGGACUAUAAGGAUUUAGAGACUGAUGAGUAUCAAAUGCUAAAUACAUCUCAUUCAAUUCCAGGGGAUGAGGCUACUAUCAACAGAAGACCACAAAUAACGAGUAAUGAUGAGUUUACUAUAAAUAAAUUCAGAUAAGUUAAGCAUUAGGGAAAAUUUAACCAUUAGGAAUCAAAGAAUAAUUUAAAUCUAGGCAAAAAGGAGACAAGUCACAGGCAGGUGUAUAGUUUCGCUUUCCCUUAAAAUGAGGAUUCAUUCAUAGUAAAUACAUCUGUGACGCCCAAGAUAAAUCAGCCAAGAUUCGGAACUCUCUAUAACAAUCAUACACCUUUGAAUAACAAUUAAAUAAUUUCAAGUCAGAGUAGUAAAAAGAAGUUCAAUGUUAACUAGCAAUAUCAAUCAUUUUUAAUUUCUCAAGAAAAGAUGAAUUCAAGCCGUUAAUCUUAGCCGUAGCUACCCAAUUUCUAGCAUCGAAGUUCAUAGCAAAUUUAUCAAAGUCAUUCUAGCUUCAAUAACUAUGUGAAUGCCUAGAAUACUUAAAUGAGUUUCAACAGCAAUCGAGAAAAUUAUAAUCAUAGAAAUAAAAAGAACUCAUAACAGUAAACAACUGGCAACAUCAAUAAAAACGUAAAUGGGCAAAAAAGGAAAAACUAUAACUAUUGCCUUAAUCAGGCAUAGGAAAAAGAGAUAUUAAAUUACAAUAGUUGCGGAGGCAAUAUUAUCAACAAUAACAAUUUAAUUGGAAACAGCAUUUAUAAUACUUCCAGCUCAAAUAAAAAGAAUUAGAACUUUGGAAAGAGAGGGACUAUCUAUAAUAAUCACAUCACUUUCAUCUCCAAAUUUAAUUGA
Messenger RNA from Stylonychia lemnae, 2601 nucleotides. The record is from the annotation of a GenBank genome assembly. NCBI's taxonomy places the organism in Eukaryota, Ciliophora, Spirotrichea, Sporadotrichida, Oxytrichidae.